AUGUGUAUUGAAAGGCGACGUCAAAACACCAGAAUAGCCAGUCAAUAUGCAUUAGUUUCACGGUCGUCAACAUUAAUUAGGGCUGAGCUAUAUGAAGAACUUCAGGCAAGAGAAGCGAUAUUACGUGAAGUUUCUAGAGCAAAACAACGGGUAGAGUUGGUUGGACCUCAAGGGCUGCGACCAAGGAGUCUUAACACUAACAAGCAAUUUCUUCAUCGGACUCUCGCAGCUACUCUUACCAAAACAAAGUCAAAAAGGCGGAAAUCGUCGAAGGAUCCAUGA
Messenger RNA from Angiostrongylus costaricensis, 282 nucleotides. NCBI's taxonomy places the organism in Eukaryota, Metazoa, Nematoda, Chromadorea, Rhabditida, Metastrongylidae. The record is from the annotation of a GenBank genome assembly.